This is a messenger RNA of Macadamia integrifolia, 2073 nucleotides long. Its product is annotated as calcium uptake protein, mitochondrial-like. Gene Ontology annotation, biological process: mitochondrial calcium ion homeostasis; calcium import into the mitochondrion. The record is from RefSeq and is a predicted model, not a curated record. Lineage: Eukaryota; Viridiplantae; Streptophyta; Magnoliopsida; Proteales; Proteaceae. Gene Ontology annotation, molecular function: calcium ion binding. Gene Ontology annotation, cellular component: uniplex complex. The coding region runs from base 152 to 1633 and encodes 493 amino acids. The transcript has 7 exons.
CGCAGCUUCUUCCUCUGUCUCGGUGAGAACUCAGAGUUUACCAGGCUCGGUCACCACUCUCCAGUUCUUCCCAUUAGAGAGCCUCUACUUCCUUCAUUUCUCAACGAUUCUUUUCUAUUUCGCUCUGUUACUUCAAGUUUGAGUUCAUAAUAUGUAUUCUUGCGCUUCACUGAAGAGAUCUGCAACCUCGAUCCACUUACUCCCCGGGAUCCAGCGAUUGAACUAUCGUUUCAUUUUCAAUCAAGCAGAAGUCUUGUCUUCGUCUUCAUCUUCGUCUUCAUCUAGUUUGUUUGCCGCGUCGAGCAUUAAGGAAGAUAAGUGGGGAGACUCUGGUUUUGGCUUCAUUCUCAAGGCCGUUACGGGGUUUACCGUCGGUUCAGGCUUAGGGUUCUCGUAUUGGUAUUCUUCUUCUUCUUCUACUACAACUUCCGCCGAUUAUUCGACUGUAACAAAGACCACAGCGGAGGAGGAUCCGCAUCCGCAGCAUCAUUCUAGCAUCCAAGAUGCGGCUGAGGGGAAAAAAUCUUGGUACCUCUUUGGAGAUGCAUUUAGGAGGAGGGUUUUCUUUAACUAUGAAAAGCGCAUUAGGAUGCGAAGUCCUCCCGAAAAGGUUUUUGAGUAUUUUGCAUCUUUUCGGACUCCAGGAGGGGAGGUAUUCAUGACACCGGCAGACUUGAUGCGGGCAGUUGUUCCUGUAUUUCCUCCAUCUGAAUCAAAUCUCAUUAGAGAAGGGUAUUUGAGAGGGGAGAGAAGCCCUGGGGAGUUGCGAUGUGAAACUUCAAACUUUUUUAUGCUUUUUGAUACAAAUAAUGAUGGAUUUAUAUCUUUUGCAGAGUAUAUCUUUCUUGUAACACUCCUCAGCAUCCCAGAGUAUAGCUUCGCCGUGGUUUUCAAAAUGUUUGACCUUGAUCAUAAUGGAGAGAUAGACAGGGAGGAAUUUAAGAAAGUGAUGGCUUUGAUGCGGGCUUAUAACAGGCAAGGUGUUCAUCAUAGGAAUGGACGGCGAACUGGGUUUAAAGUUGGGACUUCUGUUGAAAAUGGUGGUUUGCUGGAAUACUUCUUUGGCAAGGAUGGGAAUGCACGCCUCCCAAUUGGAAAGUUUGUUGAAUUUUUGAGAAAUUUACAUGAUGAGAUCUUGCGGUUGGAGUUUGCUCAUUAUGAUUACAAGUUAAGGGGAACCAUAUCGGCAAAGGACUUUGCUUUGUCCAUGGUUGCCUCAGCUGACAUGAGCCAUAUAAACAAGUUCCUUGAUCGGGUUGAACUACUGAACAAUGAACCACAUCUUAGGAACAUCCGAAUCACAUUCGAGGAAUUCAAGGAUUUUGCGGAGCUACGGAAAAAACUGCAGCCAUUGUCUCUGGCAAUUUUUGGUUAUGGAAAAGUAAAUGGUUUGUUGACAAGGAAGGAUUUCCAACGAGCUGCUUCCCAUGUUUGUGGUGUAAAUCUCACCGACAAUGUGGUUGAUAUCAUUUUUCACAUGUUUGAUACGAACUGUGAUGGGAAAUUAAGCACACAAGAGUUUUUUACAGUUCUAGAGAAACGGGAGAAAGACAUUGGCCAGCCUACUGAGUCAGGUUUCAUGGGAUUGAUUUCUUGCUGGUUGAGCUGCUCGAAGAGUCGGUCUUUAGCUUGAGAGCAUGUCUGACUCACUAACUAUUACAUGACCAUUAAAGCUUACAUAGAGAAAUUAACGUUCGGCUCUGAUAACUUGGGACAUAGCGAAUUAUUGUACAGUGCUGGGUAUUAAUUACAGUAUAAAUCCCUUCUUUGAGCGAGGAUGUUCUGCCAGCGAAAUUUCUGUAUCACAACAUUGUCUUCUUAUGCAACUUGAACUGUGCAGUUGUUGAUAUUCCCUGCAACUUCUCACACAAGCAUGGAACCUUCGAUCUCAAGGUUGCUGCACACAUGAUCAACAAGCCAUUGAGGCUACGAAGAGGCUUUUUUCUGCAACUUCACAGUUGUUGAUAUUGUAUAAAUUUCUCUUUUACAAUUUCAGUGUAGCAUUGUCCUUUUGUGCUAUUAUUAUGUGAAAAAUGGGACCUCCUCAAUUUAAUCCCUAUAAUUUGUUUCAAA